AUGGCUCGCUCCCUGGUCGCUGUGCUGCUGCUGGUGGCUCUAGCCCACGCCCGACAUGAGAAAUAUGAGGGCCAUCAAUUAUACAGUAUAUGGGGCCCGUCCCAAGAAAUUGCUGACCUUGAUGCCAAGUUAGACAUCCUUUCAGCGAAGGCCGCCUCUGCUUCAGGACAAUUGGAAGCACUGCUCAGACUCGCACCAGAGGAAAAAGAAGCAUGGCUUCAAUACUUCGACACCAAAAACAUCGGCUACAAAUUGAUGGCGGAAAAUUUGGCUGACAUCUUUCGAGAGGAAGACGUAAAAAUACAGAAGUCGAAAGCAAACGCAAAAAGGAACGGCCGAUCCAUCUCUUGGGACACAUACUAUAAUGCCGAAGAGAUCAACGAACACUUAGACGAGCUGGGCAGGAAGUACCCCGACUUAGUCACAGUGAUCAACCCGGCGUUGAGUUACGAAGGCCGGCAGAUCAAGUACGUGAGGAUCUCCACCAGCCGCUUCGAGGAUCUGAGGAAGCGCGUUAUCAUCAUCGACGCCGCCGUCCACGCUCGAGAAUGGGUCACCACCCCCGUGGCGCUGUACAUCAUCGACCAGCUCGUUGCCAACAUCGCCGACAACCGGCUGACGGAGCAGCUCGACUGGGUCAUCAUCCCCAUGGCGAACCCAGACGGCUACGAGUACACCAUCAAUGAGGACAGGUUAUGGCGUAAGACCAGGUCGAAGGCCCACGAGGGUGCUGAAGAGUGCCCCGGCGUGGACGGCAACCGCAACUUCGACCACCACUGGGGCACCAGGCCCGAAAGCGCGGACCCCUGCUCCCUCAUCUACGAGGGCCCCUCCGCCUUCUCCGAACCGGAGAUCAGAGUCAUUCGCGACGUGGUGAACCAGCACCUGGACAGAGCAGCACUCUACAUCUCGCUGCACAGCUACGGCAACAUGCUCCUUUACGCGUGGGGCAACAAUGGAACCCUCCCAUCGAACGGUCUGUCCCUUCAUUUGGCGGGCGUGCAAAUGGCGACCGCUAUUGACAAACUGAAGCUGGACAAAGCUGAACACUACAUCGUGGGCAACGCGGCCUCCGUGCUGUACUACUCGACCGGUACCUCCAGAGACUGGACCAGGGCUGUGGGCAUCCCUCUGACCUACACAAUGGAGCUCCCCGGUUACGAAUACUUAUUCGUCGUCCCCCCAGAAUACAUAAAGCAGAUCGUCACAGAGUCCUGGGCGGGCAUCGCUGAGGGCGCACGUUAUGUGCUGUCCAUUUACAAUUAA
This is a messenger RNA of Aricia agestis (brown argus), 1266 nucleotides long. Its product is annotated as carboxypeptidase B-like. Lineage: Eukaryota; Metazoa; Arthropoda; Insecta; Lepidoptera; Lycaenidae. Gene Ontology annotation, molecular function: metallocarboxypeptidase activity; zinc ion binding. Gene Ontology annotation, biological process: proteolysis. The transcript is spliced from 6 exons. Bases 1 to 1266 code for a protein of 421 amino acids. The record is from RefSeq and is a predicted model, not a curated record.